AUGGCGGAAAAUCUAGAACUGGGUCUUUUAUGUACAGAAACCAUCAACGUUGGUGAUGAUGACAUGAUUUUUGGUCGUGAAGUUUCGAAUUUUCAGAUGGGUUUUCCAUUAGAGAGCGAAGAGAUUAUCAGAGAGAUGAUGGAGACGGAGAAGCAGCAUUUGCCAAGUGAUGAUUACAUCAGGAGACUCAGAAGUGGAGAUAUGGAUUUCAAUGCCAGAAGAAGAAAAGCCCUUAACUGGAUUUUUAAGGCUUGUGAGGUGCACCAGUUUGGACCAUUGUGUAUGUGCUUAUCAGUUAACUACUUUGAUCGAUUCUUGUCGGUUCAUGACCUCCCUUAUGACAAAGCUUGGACAAUGCAGUUGUUGGCUGUGGCUUGUUUAUCAUUGGCAGCCAAACUUGAAGAAACUUCUGUCCCAAGGUUAUUGAUUGAUCUUCAGGUACGAUCACUCUAUCACAAAAAAGAUCGGUAA
Brassica rapa (field mustard) is the source of this 471-nucleotide messenger RNA. RefSeq names its product cyclin-D4-1-like. The record is from RefSeq and is a predicted model, not a curated record. Lineage: Eukaryota; Viridiplantae; Streptophyta; Magnoliopsida; Brassicales; Brassicaceae.